UUUCACAAGCAAUGCAUUUACUUUUCCUUUUGUUGCUCUCUUUGUCAUGCGACAGGUGGGAUAGGCACGUUCCAUGGUAUGCUCAACAGUUUCAUCCACUUUAUGAUGUACACCUACUAUGGUCUGGCCGCAGCGGGACCUCGAUACCGAAAAUAUAUCUGGUGGAAAAAGUAUAUGACUACUGCUCAGAUUAUCCAAUUUGUGGUGGUCAUUUUCCAUUCAGUCUACACGUUGACAUUGCACGAUUGCAAUUAUCCAAAACUGUUCAACUAUUGGAUUUUGUCCUACGCGCUCAUCUUUCUGGUCUUGUUUGCCAACUUCUAUUCACGGGCGUAUAACAAGCAAAUGACCACAUCGCAAGCGGUGCCCGGAAGUGUGACACGUCGCUGUCUAAAAGUGGACUGAUGUCCGGUCAGCUAUCUGACCUUUCUUAUCCAUGAUCCUCUGCGCCUACAUUUUUCUACUUCUUUCCUCUCUGCAGUUCUGUGUCUUUUAGACUUUUCCAUUUAGCACACUGGCAACCAUUUGGUUUGGCUUCUUAUUUCAAUCGCUCUUUAUCUCUUCCUCACCCAGCGUUCACAUAUCUUCACUCAGGAGCGUUCAUUGACCCCGAUGAAAGCGUCUACACGACAUAUCCUUG
Messenger RNA from Opisthorchis viverrini, 640 nucleotides. RefSeq lists its product as hypothetical. The transcript is spliced from 3 exons. The record is from RefSeq and is a predicted model, not a curated record. Lineage: Eukaryota; Metazoa; Platyhelminthes; Trematoda; Opisthorchiida; Opisthorchiidae. Gene Ontology annotation, cellular component: endoplasmic reticulum membrane. Gene Ontology annotation, biological process: sphingolipid biosynthetic process; fatty acid elongation, polyunsaturated fatty acid; very long-chain fatty acid biosynthetic process. Gene Ontology annotation, molecular function: fatty acid elongase activity. The coding region runs from base 79 to 405 and encodes 108 amino acids.